Messenger RNA from Nerophis lumbriciformis (worm pipefish), 1971 nucleotides. Lineage: Eukaryota; Metazoa; Chordata; Actinopteri; Syngnathiformes; Syngnathidae. The record is from RefSeq and is a predicted model, not a curated record.
AUGCAAACGUUUGAGUCAGACAAGGAAGAAGUCGAGUACCCGGGUGCUCAUUUGAGAGAACUGAGGGUGCAACCUACCUCCCUCCCAAAGACAACUGCUUGUGUCCGGUCGAAUCAAAGCCCGAAGCUGUUGAAAGGUGCUCUGGAGCAGCUCCACUACGAUGACAAUGGGGAGGAAGAGGCGGUAAGAUGCGGUGGGGUUUUUGGCACCCUGGCCUCCACAACAGAGAAUGACCAACCAGCAUGGAGCCAGAAGAAGCAGAGCGAAGCUGUUAAUCAACUGAAGAGUCUGCUAUUGAAGCAGGGAAAGGAGAUACCCGCACCUCUCUCUCCUUCAAAGGACUUGGUCCCAGUGACUCACAACCCGCCAGACUAUAUUCAGCACCUGGAGGCUGAAGUCCGGUUCUGCAAAGAAGAGCAGCAGGGACUUAAACAGCGCAUCCGAGUGGUUGUGGGAGACAACGAGAAAUUGCGCGCCGAGCUCAAAGCCAAACAUGCGGAUGAGUCUCCUAAGGACGCCCACACAUUUCCAAACUGCUUGGAAGAACUAAAGAUUAUGCAUCAGGCCCAGUUUGAAACAUUGGAGGCCCAGGUCAUCUCCCUCAGGAGGGAUCUAUUGCAUAGUCAGAAGGAAUGCAAAGAGCUGAUGGCCUGUCUGAGACAAAGUGAAAAAGAGAUGGUGGCGUUGAAGGCCAAUGAGGCGCCGCGUGUGGCCGGCUUGUGUCUGAAGUGUGCACAGCAAGAGGCGGUCUUGGCUAGCGCUCCUGCCAACAUUCACGCCCAGGCACUUGACCGACUCACCAAGGAGCGCAAUGAGCUGCUAGCAGCCUUGAGUGCGGCGCGGUCCGCUCAGCAGGAAGUGCAGCACCGGGAGUGGUCGGCUUGUCUGCAAGUCAAAGGGGCGGUGGAGAUGGCCGAGGAGGCCCACUUACACAAAACUGAGCUGGAGGUGCAGUGCCAGCAGCUGUCCAGGGAGCUUGCUCGAGAGACGGCACAGCGAGAACGUGACGUCCUCGCCCUCAAGGACAAGCUAGCUAAGGCAAGGGAGGAAGGACGCAACGAAGGCCGCCGACAGAAGGAGGAGCUUGCAAAUACUGUGGCCUGGCUGUCCCAACGCACCGCUGAGCUGGAGGGCAACCUCAAUAGACUAAAUACAGACAAAAGCUCGCUGACCACUCAGCUUGAAGAUGCGCUUCGACAACUUGCAAGUGUGGAACAAGACAAAAGCAAAGUAUGCACUGCAGAGCUCCAGUACCAACUCCGCAGUGCCCAAAUCAAGAAAGAGGAGGCCGAGAGAGAAUUGCAGGACCUCAAGUCCAAGACAAGUAGGCAGGUGGAAAAUUCAACACAGGAAGUGGAAAAGCUGAGCUCAGAGCUGGUUGGCUGCCGGCAACGUCUGGAGGCGGUCCAGAGGGAUGGCGGCCAAUGGCAGGCUGAAGCCUUGAGCCUGGCUGAACAGCUGGCCGAUGCCCAGCGCCAACUGCACCUCACCAGAGAAAACAGUGAGACGGCAGCGAGAGCUCACGAAGAUAAGAUGGCAUGCGCGGCCCAUGCGUGGCGUGAGCGUGAGAGCGAGAUGGAGGCACUGCUGCAGCGAACAGAGGCGCAGCACAUGCAGAAAGCUGGCGAGCUGGAUGGACUUCUAUCCUCCCAGAAUUCCCUCAUCCAGAAGCUGAAGGAGGAGUGUCGCACACUGGGUGCAACAUUGGAGCAGCUAACGGGAAACAAACGGCGAGAAGUCGAGCAGCUGGCUGUGAUGAAUCAACACCUUCAAGACACAGUAGAAAGUAUGAGAGUACGAUGCUCCGACAUGGAAAAACAGUGUGUUUUGCACGGACGUGUGCACAACACCAUGAAGAACAGGCUUCAACAGUUGGACCGUCACUGUCAGAGCAGCGCUCAGCAGGUGUGUGAGCUGCUGGCCAAACAGAACCACAUGAUGAUCAACUACUCCAGCUCUAACACACAAUAA